UCAACAAUUCUAUCUUUCUCACACAUGCAGAAUUCCUCAGCCUUCGAUCAACGUUGAGCAUCUUCCCCAUCAUCCACAUUCCCAUUUUCCUCAAUCUGAUCCGGUGACUACAGUCUCAAAAAAUCAUCGAGAAUGAGCAACUCGGCAGCGGGACCAUCAUCAAAAGCAAAAACAGGGGGGGCAUCCCAUCCCUUAGAUGGUUCAUUGAAACGAAAACGUGGAAUGUUCCAAAAAGAUUUGCAGCACAUGAUGUACGGCUUCGGGGAUGAUCCCAAUCCACUUCAAGAGACAAUGCUACUUGUAGAGGAUAUUGUGGCAGAAUAUGUCACAGAUAUGGUGCACAAAGCUCAGGAUGUUGCAACAAAAAGAGGGAAGCUUUUGGCGGAGGAUUUUCUGUUUUUGAUUCGCAAGGACUUGCCAAAACUUAGCAGAUGCACGGAAUUGCUGUCUAUGAAUGAGGAACUGAAACAAGCAAGGAAGGCUUUUGAGGUUGAUGAAGAGAAGCUGGCCUCACUUGAAUAAUAAAGAUUUGCAGAAAAGAAAAAACAAUUGCUCAUUAUGUUUUUCCUCCAUUCUUUUUGCUGGCUCUCUAAUAAUGCAGGGUUCUACCAAAUUUUGAUUUUAUUUUUCUGAAUUUGG
Messenger RNA from Cuscuta europaea, 639 nucleotides. The record is from the annotation of a GenBank genome assembly. NCBI's taxonomy places the organism in Eukaryota, Viridiplantae, Streptophyta, Magnoliopsida, Solanales, Convolvulaceae.